This is a messenger RNA of Panonychus citri (citrus red mite), 2132 nucleotides long. Its product is annotated as sterol carrier protein 2-like. Bases 473 to 1705 code for a protein of 410 amino acids. Gene Ontology annotation, molecular function: acyltransferase activity, transferring groups other than amino-acyl groups. NCBI's taxonomy places the organism in Eukaryota, Metazoa, Arthropoda, Arachnida, Trombidiformes, Tetranychidae. The transcript is spliced from 3 exons. The record is from RefSeq and is a predicted model, not a curated record.
AAAGGUUAACCAGGUGAGAGAAAAGGUAAAACUUGUUUUCUAUUUAUCUUAUUGGUGUUAUUUGAGAGACGAGAUUUAAUCAGGCGAAGAUGAGAGAAGUUAUUUUAACAGUUGAUAGAGUGAAGUGAUAGAGAGAGAGAGAGAGAGAGAGAAUCAUUUUCUCGGUUCUGUAUUAAUAGAAUUGAUUGUCAAUUAAAAAGAAGGAGAAUCCAAAUCAACGCUCACCUUCUAUUUGUGAACAUCGGGACAAUCAAUCGUCAACAAUCAACGUUUACAUGUUUACCUUCAUUUUCGGUGCCAUAUCAAGGGAUUGAUUGUGUUGUCUAUUUGAUAACCAGUUUGGUAACCAGGAAAAUCUAAAGUGACUUUUGUUGGACAAAUUGUUCUAUUCUCUCUCUCUCUCUCUCUCCUUUUAAUUCUUGGAGAUUAUCGUAAAUCUUACAUUCUCUCUGUCUGGUAAUCAAUCGUAAUCAUGGGUCGUAAGGUUUAUGUUAUCGGUGUUGGUAUGACCAAAUUUACCAAAUCAGGUGUUAACAAGCAACUUGAUUAUCCUGAUUUAGCUUGUGAGGCAGUUCGUAAUGCUUUGGCUGAUGCUUCAGUUAAAUAUGAAGACAUUGAACAUGCCUCGGUGGGUUAUGUUUUCGGUGACUCUUGUUGUGGACAAAAGGCUCUUUAUCCACUUGGUACUACUGGUAUACCAAUCGUUAAUGUUAAUAAUAAUUGUGCCACCGGAUCUUCGGCUCUUUAUUUAACAAAAUGCCUUAUUGAAGGAGGAAUUGUUAAUUGUGGCCUAGCAUUAGGAUUUGAGAAGAUGGAGAAAGGCAGUUUAACCACCAAAUUUAAAGAUCGUGUUACCCCAAUGCAAGAUCAUAUUAAUCUUUACUAUGAACUGUUCGGCCUUUCACCCGCUCCAAUUACUGCCCAAUUAUUUGGAUCAGCAGGAAAGGAGCAUAUGGCCAAAUAUGGAACCAAAGAGGAGCAUUUUGCUAAAAUCGCUCUCAAAAAUCAUAAACACUCAGUUAAUAAUCCAUUCGCUCAAUUUCAAACAGAAUAUCCAAUGGAGGAGAUUCUUAAUGGACCUAAGAUAUUUGAAUACCUUACACGACUUCAAUGUUGCCCCACCUCGGACGGAGCUGCAGCCGCUAUUUUGGCCUCUGAGGAGUUUGUCAAAUCUCAUGGACUUGAAAAAAAUGCCGUUGAAAUACUUGCCAUGGAAAUGGCAUCAGAUAUUAAAUCAACUUUUGAAGAAAAGUCUGCAAUCAAAUUGGUUGGAUUUGAUAUGAGUAAGAAAGCAGCGGAAAAAGCUUAUGCCAAAGCUGGAAUUGGACCUAAAGAUGUUCAGGUCAUUGAGCUGCACGAUUGUUUCUCAGCCAACGAAUUGAUCACUUACGAAGCACUUGGACUUUGUCCGAUCGGUGGAGCGGGAGCUUUUAUCGAUGCUGGUGAUAAUACUUACGGUGGUAAGUACGUUGUCAAUCCAAGCGGUGGUCUACUCUCCAAGGGUCAUCCACUUGGCGCAACCGGCCUGGCUCAAUGCUCUGAACUUUGCUGGCAAGUUCGAGGUGAAGCAGGUCAACGACAAGUUCCCGGUGCUAAAAUUGCCCUUCAACACAACAUUGGGCUCGGAGGUGCCGGAGUAGUUGCAUUAUAUAGACAUGGAUUCCCCGAGAAACUAAACAAACAAUUCUUAACCUCAAAACUGUGAUCAAAUCUCUCUCAUCAUUUUAACAAUUAACUCUCAUCCAAAAUUAAUCCAACUAAUCACAAUUAACCAUCGUCCUUGCAGGUUAUGUGUGCUCCAAAUUAAUAUAAAUCUUUAUAUAUCUAUCAUAUAUAAAUACACUGUUAUUUUUAAAAUUUAAAUUUUAACUAUUACAUUUUAACAAACCUAAUCAAUUCAAAUCAACUUUGGAGUUAAUUUACUUAUCAAGUAAAUUGAAUAAGAAAAGAAACUGAAAAUUUUGACAACUUUUUUCCCACUCCCAAUGAGAAAAAAAAUAAAAACAAUCCUAAUCUAAAACUACAAUCAACUAACAAUUAACCUAAUUUGAUUAACAUACAAGUUAACAUCUUGUUUACUCUAAUCUAAGUAUCAAACUCUUGAACAAUCAAUUUAAAUUGUUCACCAAUUA